Parasteatoda tepidariorum (common house spider) is the source of this 1258-nucleotide messenger RNA. RefSeq names its product ras-like GTP-binding protein RHO. NCBI's taxonomy places the organism in Eukaryota, Metazoa, Arthropoda, Arachnida, Araneae, Theridiidae. Gene Ontology annotation, molecular function: GTPase activity; GTP binding. Gene Ontology annotation, biological process: small GTPase-mediated signal transduction. The record is from RefSeq and is a predicted model, not a curated record.
UGAAUGAAGUUUAAUUAGACUAAGAGAGCUAUAAUAAAAACAUUUAUUAAUGGCAAUGUAUCUUAUGAUUCCAAUUAAAGCAAAACCAAUAUUCGUGCGUGAAAUUAUUUUGAAAAUUCAAGAAUACACACAGAAUUUAGCUUAAAAUAUGAGUCGAAAACUUGUAUCGCAGUAUGCCGUUUACAGGAAAAAACUUGUAACUAUUGGUGAUGGUGGAUGUGGUAAAACAUGUCUUCUGUCAGUAUUUAGUAAAGACUUUUUCCCAGAUGCGUAUAUUCCAACUGUCUUUGAAAAUUAUGUUUCUGAACUCGAAGUAGAUAACAAAAAGGUUGAAUUGUCAUUGUGGGACACAGCUGGUCAAGAGGAUUACGAUAAAUUGAGACCUUUAUCUUAUCCCGACACCGAUGUCAUUCUCAUCUGCUUUGGCAUUGAUAAUUUUGUUAGUUUGGAGAAUACCCAUAACAAAUGGUAUCCAGAAAUCAGACAUUUUUGUCCACAUGUCCCAAUAAUUUUAGUUGGCAACAAGUUAGAUCUCAGAAAUGGAGUACAUUAUAAUACUGGUGAUAUGGCAACUAUUUUUGAACAAGUGAGUUUUGAUCAAGGUUUUGAGGUAGCUGAAAAAAUACAAGCGUAUGGUUACGUGGAAUGCUCGGCUAAAACAAAAGAAGGUGUAAGAGAUGUUUUUGAAUUUGCUGCAAGGGCUACGCUUGAUAUGAAGGAGAAAAAGAAAACCUCUUGCUCUUUGUUAUAAAGUUUUAAAAAAACAAUUGUUCAAACCUGUCUUAGAAAUGUGACAAUUCGUUAUUUUUGUUCAAAAUUCACAUGAAGUUAUAUUCAGCGUUAUUUUAUUCUCCGUAAUAGUAUCAAUUCCAAGUAACUGAAGUGAAACGAUUUCUUUGAAAUGCAAACACUUCACUUGAUUCAUAAAAUAUGAAAGUGAAAACGUCAAUAUUUUCGAGCGCUCAAGAAUAGACUCCCAUUCUGAAGAUUCAUCAGGCGUGAAACAUCUGGUUAUACCAUUCUCCAAACUCACUAAAUGUAAAUUUAGUAGUAAGUCUUGAAAAUGGUUGCAUAUUUUUAAGCUCUCGAAUCAUGUCUACUUUUCUCUCUUUAUAUUUUGAAGCAAAGAACAGUAUUUACAUCAUCUAGUAGCACUAGUAAUUAUUUUCGUUCUUUUUUUUUAUAUUCAGAUAACUUGUAUUAUAAAAUUACACUUUGCAAGACACUUAUGACAACAAUAACCAAAAUAUAUUUUUAA